Molecule: messenger RNA, 4849 nt
Organism: Sander lucioperca (pikeperch)
Lineage: Eukaryota; Metazoa; Chordata; Actinopteri; Perciformes; Percidae
Gene: znf652
Product: zinc finger protein 652
Exons: 5
Coding region: 1-2046 (681 amino acids)
Biological process (GO): regulation of transcription by RNA polymerase II
Cellular component (GO): nucleus
Molecular function (GO): DNA-binding transcription factor activity, RNA polymerase II-specific; RNA polymerase II cis-regulatory region sequence-specific DNA binding
Source: RefSeq, a predicted model, not a curated record
AUGAAAUCCUGCAAGAGCCUCAAGGAAGAAGUUUCUGUCCCUAGCCUUGGCGGGAUGUCACAGGAGGAAGGACGCAGGGCGCCGGUGUCGCAGUCCUAUUUUCACUCCCCUAACCCAGAUCUGGACCUAACGGGCAAGCUUUAUAAGAGGGAGGUUGGUGGUAAGCCAUAUUCUGUGUUAGUGGACAAUAAAAUGGCAGCCAAGGCAUCCAUUGGAGAUCAGAACAUUGGUCAGUUGCCCACUCAACAUGUGACUCCACUACAACAUCAGCAGUAUUUCAGAGAGGGAGGAGCAGGGCAGGAAGUGGGGACGCAGGGGUCCCAGGCUGGCAACGAUGGCUCCUCUGACGACACUGAAGAUGAUGAUGACGACGAUGAGGAUGAGGAGGAUGAGGGCUUCAAGCGUGAGCAGAUCAUUGUCGAAGUUAAUCUGAACAACCAAACACUUCAUGUAUCCAAGGGGGACAACAAAACUGGAACCACAGCAGAUGACUCUGAGAGAGCUGGCAGCGACGACGACGAUGAUGAGGAGGAAGAGGAGGACAGCCCUGAUGAUGAUGAUGAUGAUGAUGAAGAGGAGGAAGACGACGACGAGGAAGAUGAGAUUGAGAGUCGAAGAACAAGGUCAAAAAGGGCCCGUCGUGGUGCAAGUAGUACAGCAGCUCCUAGCCAGCCUCGGAGGAAAAGCCUCAGAACCGUUCUGAGCACUGCUACUGCAGGAAUGACCACCAGGGGGCGACGGAAGCGCAUGGAGCCUCCAAAGAGCAAGCGCAGAAAUGCCCCAUCGUCUGCCGGUUCCACAACCACAACGACAGGGGGGAAAGCAGAAGUGGAGGAGAAGGAGAUGCUGGCGUGUGAAAAGUGCCCCCGAGUCUUUAACACACGCUGGUACCUGGAGAAGCACAUGAAUGUCACUCACAGGCGAAUGCAAAUUUGCGACAAGUGUGGCAAAAAGUUUGUCCUGGAGAGUGAGCUGGCCUUACACCAGCAGACUGACUGUGAGAAGAACAUCCAGUGCGUCUCCUGCAACAAGUCUUUUAAGAAGCUCUGGUCACUGCAUGAGCACAUUAAGAUUGUGCACGGCUAUGCAGAAAAGAAGUUCUCAUGCGAAAUUUGUGAGAAGAAGUUCUACACAAUGGCUCAUGUCCGUAAGCACAUGGUUGCUCACACUAAGGACAUGCCAUUUACCUGUGAGACAUGUGGAAAAUCGUUUAAACGCAGCAUGUCUUUAAAGGUUCACUCACUCCAGCAUUCUGGAGAGAAGCCCUUCCGUUGUGAGAACUGUGACGAGCGGUUCCAAUACAAGUACCAGCUGCGCUCCCACAUGAGCAUUCACAUCGGACACAAGCAGUUCAUGUGCCAGUGGUGUGGCAAAGACUUCAAUAUGAAACAGUAUUUUGAUGAGCACAUGAAAACACACACAGGAGAGAAGCCUUUCAUUUGUGAGAUCUGUGGGAAGAGCUUCACCAGCCGGCCCAACAUGAAGCGCCACCGCCGUACCCACACUGGGGAGAAGCCCUAUCCCUGCGAGGUGUGCGGCCAGCGCUUCCGCUUCUCCAACAUGCUCAAAGCACACAAAGAGAAGUGUUUCCGGGUCACCAGCCCUGUGGUCCUGCAGACCAGCGGCCCACCUGUGCCUGUCCGCAUCUUUGCCAACACCUUCUCCUCCUCUUCCUCCAUUUCUGGUCCCAGUCCUUCAACUGCCACCCCGGCCACCACCUCAGCACCCCUGGGCCUCAACCCGACAGGGGGGCCCAUGCCUCCAAGAGGCCCUGUGGGACACACAUUCUCCCACGUACAGCUCCACUCAAACCCAUCUCACCAUCAUCCCCACCCCCCGACAACCCAGCAACACCUCUCAAAUACACCCCAACAUGUCCCACCUCACCCUCACCACCACCUGGCCGUGCCCCCAGUCUCCCACUUGCCCCCACCCCCGGCCCUUUUCAAGAGUGAGCCCUUAAACCACUGUGGGCACGAAGACAGCAGCUACCUGCACCACAUGGCUCCCCCUGACAAGGGCCCCGGAGCCCCACAGCACCACUGAACUGUGCUCCAGCUCUGCAGGCCCACACCAAACCGCGCCUUGUUCCUCCUCUUCUCAUAGUCCUGUUUUAGUCUCUCAGUUGCCAGGGCCCCUGAUGAAAGGGUGCUCCUCUCAACCAGAUUUGGAUAAGUCAAGCUACACAUACGCACCUUUUGUAUGUGACGCAGAUGUGUACGCCCUCAGUGUACACAUUAUUUAAGUAGAACCUCUACUUAAAAACCCUGGACAACUGACAAAGAUUUUACAACCUCUAGAAUUUUUUUCUUGAACAUUUUCUUAGGAAAUCUACAAACUGAUUUCUGUGCGAGUUCUCUAUCUGUACAUUGAUGGGUGUAAAGUAUCUCAUUGUCAUCAAAAGCUGCUGAUGGAGGUCGACGUAUGUAUUACCUGGGCUUCAAGGAUCAGUGUCAUUGAACUUUCCUCUUUGUGUCAAGUUGACUUAUGGUUGCACAUUGAUCAGGACUCUCUUUGCAGUUCCUCCCCAUAGCAAUACUCAACAUGUCCCCCUAGUUGUACUAUAGAGCCUCGCCCCGCAAAAAUGUUUGUUGAAUAUUGUAAACUGUUCUACCUGAGCCUUUCUCUGUCCUAAGGCCAAGGCUUUCUGUCAGAGGGGCAACAGCAGGAGUGCAAGAUGCAGUGCCAUAGGUUACAGUAAGAAGGGGGGAGGAAUUUUUGUAGGGGACAUUGAAAAACUGGUUUUGUAAAUGGUUAGUUGAAUCUAGACAGUCUGAGAUUCACAUCAUGGUUAAAUGGUGCUUUCCAUUCCAGUACAUACAAUAAUUCUUAAUUUUGCUUUUCCAUUUGAUUUUCAGAAGUGUAAUAUUACAAAAUAACGUAUUGUGUCAGCCUGGCUUUUCUACAAUGGAUUUGAGGUUUGACUAGAUAUUUUGUGGUCAACAAACUCAAAUUAUGCAUGACAUGCACCCUCACACUUACUCAAGCACACACUCAAAACACAAAGACCGUAUGGCCACUGAUUUACUUACUGUAAUCAGUGCAACCUCAGCUUUCAGUACUGUUGGUCAACAGAUGCUUUUAGAUAACAGAUGACUGUCAAAUACUGCCACUGUGAGGGGCCAGACACAUGGCCCCAUCAGGAUUUACCCCACUUCCCUUCGCUGCUGUCGAAAUGAUACGGGUUACCAUGUGAAAGGUCAUUUGACACACACAGUAUACACACCUGGGACCUUUUUUCAUCACAGUUCUUAACAGGCAAUUAUGCAUAUUCCCCUCCGCCUAUAUUCCACGGUUUGGUGUGGGGCGUUGUAAUGUAAAGGUUUGUUUUUUGACUUUCAUCGUACUGAUAUACUUUGAUCCACACAGGCAAACGUGUGUCUAAACCUGUUGAAUGUUGCCUACGCAGAAUGAUGGCUGAUAUGUUUUUUUUAUGUUCUCUGAUAAUUUGCUCAGUUUUAAGCUAAUGAAUGGUUCUGCAGUGUAGAUAUACUGUUGUUAGCACAUGAUAGGAAAUGUCAGGAUAAAAGGCAGUGGUCAUACAACUUCUAAUACUUCUUGUAUAGAUAAGCAUACAUGUGAUUAAGUCAGCGUACGAAAUUACAUUUGCUAAUGUAAUAGCAGAAUGUUAUUUGUUUAAAAUUAGUAUAAAGAGUUGGCAAGUAUUUGGCAUGAAUUUGAGCUGUGUGGUUGUUAGCUCUUCACUGUGUGUGUGUGUGUGUGUGUGUGUGUGUGUGUGUGUGUGUGUGUGUGAGAGAGAGUCUCUACCAGUCUGUCUGGUUGUCCCCAGUGCUCUUCUACCAAAAGCUGCUUUUACAAAUUGUGCCCCAAUAUGUGUAUUGGGGAUAACUGAGAUGGACAAUAGCAGUAAAUUUAACAUGAUCCUCUUUCUACCACUCGACGGUAUUCUGUCUGAAGUGGUUAAUCUCCAUAGUUAAGGAUGCCCCUUUUGUGAUUUGAGACCUGCAAUUGUCCUGCCAUUACUGUGGGUCCUAAGACAGCUGCAUUAUUUGCUUAUCAUCCUGUCCCCUCUGGUUCACUGCUGUGCUUCAGCAUUUUUGCAGUAUGGAUCUUUGUCCUGUUUUAUUUUUUUAAGCCUUUUCAUUUGUGUGUAUUCUCUGCACUUUACUGCUGCGUGGGUGAAGCGCAGGGAAGGGAGGGACUGACAAUGCAUUGUGGAACAAAGUGCAGUUGUGGCUGCAUUGGAAAGGGUGGAGGUGAUUAUUUUGAGUGGAUGUUUUUAGGCAAGGAAAGGAGGAGAAUCCCGGGUGGAGGCGGUUAGUGGGGAAGGGACCAUAGCAAUUGAAUAACAUGUCUUUUAGUAUGUGCAAGCAUUUUAUUUCCUAUUUUUUCAAAGAAAUACACUUUUGCUCUCCUCAAAGUGAAAGUGAUGUUCCUCCUGCUUUGGCGCCUUUACACUAGCCCCUCCAAGCUAUGUCUUACAUACUUUCUUCUGUCCUGUUUGUUAAUGGAGUUUUUGUCUCUGUUAAUGUCCUGGUUUGUCUUUCAGUUUGCUGAAUGAUUCUCCUCCUCCUUUCUUUGUUAUAUAGAAUGCACUUUCUACUAAAAUUCUUAGCUAGUUAAGAAAAAAAUAACAUUGUAUAUUCUUUAAAGAUGUUUUAAAAAAUCAAUAUACUUUUUUUCCCUUUGUAUUUUUAACCACUUAAUGUAGCAUUGCGUAUUUUAUUAUUGUAUCUGGUACAAAAUGUGCAGCUUUAUAAUGUCCUGGUUUGUCCUUUUUUUGUAUGUUAUCUGGAGAUUGAGGAGAAGUGGAAAACGUUGGGCCUUUUUUGAUAAUGUACAUUUAACUGACUGCUAACUUUGAGAAGUAAAAACAAGUAGCCAUGAU